Messenger RNA from Lacerta agilis (Sand lizard), 1482 nucleotides. RefSeq names its product CX3C chemokine receptor 1-like. Lineage: Eukaryota; Metazoa; Chordata; Lepidosauria; Squamata; Lacertidae. The transcript has 2 exons. Gene Ontology annotation, biological process: G protein-coupled receptor signaling pathway; immune response; chemotaxis. Gene Ontology annotation, cellular component: membrane. The coding region runs from base 222 to 1274 and encodes 350 amino acids. The record is from RefSeq and is a predicted model, not a curated record. Gene Ontology annotation, molecular function: chemokine receptor activity.
AGUUAAACACACAUGCAGCCCUGGUCAGCCUAUGCAAGAUCUUCUCGGAAGAAGCAGUUCAUUUCCCUUGCUGAGCUGGGUUGCAAUUGAGGAAACAGUUGCAGCAUCUUGCAGUCAAUGCUCUGGCUGCAUCAGUCUAAGGCAGAAGAGGGAGCAAUCGCCCUGAUCAGAUUUGAGCACAUUUUCACUCAAAGCAAGACAAAUUAAGGCAAGUAUUCACCAUGGCUGAGGACCAUCUGGAAGUGGUCACUGACUAUCCCUAUGAAGAGCUGGCCAUAAUGUGUGAGAAAACAGACAUCCAGGCAUUUGGCAAAGUCUUUCUUCCCAUACUGUAUGCCCUUGUGUUCACCGUAGGGCUGGUCGGAAACGGCCUGGUGGUUUUGACCAUUGUGCAAGGUGGGCGUCAAAAGAGCGUCACUGACAUAUUUCUCUUGAACUUGGCCAUUUGCGAUCUCCUUUUUGUCAUUUCUCUUCCCUUUUGGGCUUCUUACCUCAUAAAAGGUUGGACACUCGGGAACCUUUCCUGUCAGAUAGUUUCCUCUUUCUAUUCCGUGGGCUUGUACGGAGGGAUGUUUUUCAUCACUGUCAUAAGCAUUGAUCGGUACUUUGCUAUCGUCCGGGCAACGUGCAUCAUGAAAGCCAGAACAAUCCGACAUGGAUCUCUCACUAGCCUUGCAGUCUGGACCCUGGCCAUUUUGUUUGCAGCUCCCCAUUUUGUGUUCAUCCGAAAGAUAGGUACAGAAUGCACUUCUCUGUAUCCAGAACACCUUGAGGAAAUCUGGCCCAUUUUCACUUACAUAGAAUAUAACGUCAUUGGUUUCCUUCUCCCGCUGUGCAUCAUGAGUUUCUGCUACCUGAUGAUCGUCAAAACCUUGAUGUCCUGCAAAAAUCACCGGAAAAGGAGAGCCAUGAAGCUGAUUUUAUUAGUGGUUGUUGUGUUCUUCCUAUUCUGGACUCCAUACCACAUAUCACUUUUUCUGCAGAUAUUGAGGCUCUCCGACUUCUUUCAGCACUGCAGCUCAAGGAGGCUUUUAGAUUACACCAUGCAAAUCACCGAAUCGCUGGCUUUCAGCCACUGCUGCCUUAAUCCCAUCAUCUAUGCUUUUGCCGGUGAAAAAUUCAGAAAGAAGCUUUCUCGCUUGGCUCUCAAAUGUGUCUCGUUCUUUUUUUUCUGUGCGCCUUGCGCUAGAGCUCCCAUUCCCGUUCCAGAGGUCACCAUAACCAGCAACCAUACGCAGAACACCAGUGACCAAGAUGGUUCCAUCCUUCUGUGAUUGCUCCCUAGAGGAUAGCCCUGAAGAAUAUUUUGUAUACUGAAUGCUAGCCUACAAUUUGACCUGGAUGCGAGUGAACGAAUAGGGUUGGGUCCAAAGAUCCACCCAUGGGGAAAACGUCAUGGGCUUCCCCUGCGAAGGGAGCAAAAAGUACCUGUGUCCAAUUUUCUGCUCUCUCCCCAUUCUGCUCCUUGCCAGAGGCUCUGGA